This is a messenger RNA of Abrus precatorius (Indian licorice), 1787 nucleotides long. RefSeq names its product beta-glucosidase 11-like. Lineage: Eukaryota; Viridiplantae; Streptophyta; Magnoliopsida; Fabales; Fabaceae. Bases 90 to 1610 code for a protein of 506 amino acids. The transcript is spliced from 13 exons. Gene Ontology annotation, molecular function: beta-glucosidase activity. Gene Ontology annotation, biological process: carbohydrate metabolic process. The record is from RefSeq and is a predicted model, not a curated record.
AUAAACGUUGAAUCCAAAGAAAGCAAUAACAUGUGUGCUUGAUUGUCCACAAACAGCACACGGCAGAAAGAAGAAACACAUACACUAUUAUGAUUAUGUUGUUGAAGAUUUUUGCUAUUAUAAUACAAUUACUUUUGGUAACAGUUCUAAAUGGUGUUCAUUCCUUGCACAGAGAUGAGUUCCCACUUGACUUCGUGUUUGGGGCAUCAACCUCAGCUUAUCAGGUUGAAGGUGCUGCAAAUGAAGAUGGGAGGAAGCCAAGCAUAUGGGAUACCUUCUCCCAUGCUGGAAAUGGGAAUAUGUAUGCAGGUGAUGGAGAUGUUGCAUGUGAUCAAUAUCACAAAUAUAAGGAAGAUGUCCAACUCAUGGCUAACAUGGGCUUCGAUGCAUAUAGAUUUUCCAUAUCAUGGUCAAGGGUUAUUCCAGAUGGAAGAGGACAAGUGAAUCCCAAGGGAGUACAAUAUUACAACAACCUUAUCAAUGAACUGAUAAGCCAUGGAAUCCAACCACAUGUUACAUUACUCCAUUGGGACCUACCACAAACACUCGAGGAUGAAUAUGGAGGAUGGGUAAAUCGAAGAAUUGUGAAAGACUUUACAACAUACGCGGAUCUGUGCUUCAGAAAAUUUGGUGACAGAGUUAAGUAUUGGACCACUAUGAAUGAGCCCAAUGUGUAUGCAAUUUUUGGCUAUGAUAUAGGACUGUUACCUCCUCAGCGGUGUUCUCCUUCCUUUAUAACUAACUGCUCCAGAGGAAAUUCCUCAACUGAACCAUAUUUGGUAGCACAUCAUAUGUUGUUAGCACAUGCUGCAGCUGCUAGAUUGUAUAGGAAGAAAUACCAGGGCAUGCAACAUGGCUAUAUUGGAUUUAACCUCCUUACUUUUGGUCUUGUUCCAUUAACAAAUACUAGUGAAGAUGUAAGUGCCACUCAAAGAGCCCAAGACUUCUUAAUUGGUUGGUUUAUGAAUCCCUUUACAUUUGGAGAUUACCCCAAUAUAAUGAAGAAGAAUGCUGGCUCAAGGCUUCCUUCCUUCUCCCAAAAGGAAUCAAAUCUGGUCAAGGGCUCAAUUGACUUCAUAGGAAUAAACUUUUACUACUCAUUUUAUGUUAAGAACAGUCCUGGCAGCCUACAGAGGGAGGAUAGAGAUUAUAUGGCAGAUUGGUCAGUGGAAACUGAAAAGGUUACUCAGAAUGAUACACCUACAGAUGAGAUUCCAAUUACUCCCAGGAUUUUCCAAGGAGUGCUAGACUCAUUCAAGAACAAUUAUGGCAAUAUUCCAAUUUACAUACAUGAAAAUGGCCAACAAACACCUCAUAAUUCAUCAUUGAAUGACUGGCCAAGGGUGAAGUACUUGCAUCAAUAUAUUCUUAGCUUGGUUGAUGCACUAAGGAGUGGAUCAAAUGUAAAAGGCUAUUUUGUAUGGUCCUUCUUGGAUGCAUUCGAGUUAAUGGGUGGCUAUGAAUCGAGUUAUGGCCUAUAUUACGUAGAUAUGAAAGAUCCAAGCUUGAGGAGACAGCCUAAACUAUCUGCCAAAUGGUACUCAAAUUUCCUAAAGAGGAAACCCCUGAACCCUAAGAUCACCAAAGAAAUUGAGAAGAGUGCCAUAUAAAGGAAUCAGAACAAGUUGAAAUUCUGGAUCCUUUUCUUGUUUGGGGGGGUCAUAAUUUGCAACUUUGUGCUACCACACAUGUGAAUAACAGCACAUAGAUGUCAAAAGUCAAAUUAUUGAACUGCCCCUACUAUAAAUUGUUGAGUAUGAAAUCUUUCAUACAAAUUCUCAUAAUUG